Molecule: messenger RNA, 7987 nt
Organism: Nicrophorus vespilloides
Lineage: Eukaryota; Metazoa; Arthropoda; Insecta; Coleoptera; Silphidae
Product: microtubule-associated protein futsch-like
Exons: 8
Coding region: 93-7922 (2609 amino acids)
Biological process (GO): regulation of mitotic nuclear division; regulation of chromosome segregation
Cellular component (GO): chromosome; nucleus
Molecular function (GO): protein binding
Source: RefSeq, a predicted model, not a curated record
GAAAGUGUGUAACGAAGAUUUGGUUAAGUUCAAUUUUAUCGCUAAUAAUAUGAUAAAAUAAAUGAGAAAGCAGCGUAUUCUUUGAAGACAAGAUGAACAACGAUUUCGGACAGCUGAGGUUCUUGAAAUCUGAUGGAUCCGGCGGAAAACCGUUCGUCCUUAAAGCGGAAUCCUGUUCUAUAGGAUCCUCAAUUAAUGCAUCCAUUCGGUUGAUGGACAAGGGCCAUGGCCUACUGGCUGUUCACUGCAUCAUUGAUGUGGAUAAAAAUGGUGUGGCAACCUUAAGCAACAAAGCCCCCAGUAAUCCUGUAAAACUGAAUGGUCAAAAUAUCCUUAAGAAGAGGUGUCUCAAACCUGGUGAUGUAUUAACAAUUAUGGACAAGCGACUAAGAUAUGAGAAUGAGAAUAUAGCACCAGAGAUUUUAAGUAGUAUUGACCAAGUUAGAAAUAUUAAGACCCCCAAGAGAUCCAGAAUAACAAUGGUUGACUUCAGAAAUAGAAGAUCUGCAAGGACACCAGAACCUAAAAGACCAAGGAGACCACCAAUCAAAAGGAAACGCUCUAACAGCUUUUCCAACAUACAAGAGUUUGACAUAAUACCUGAAGAUGAUACCCAACAUUCUCCAUUCAAAACGCCUGGUCGUAGAAAGUCCAUUAGAGUGAGAAUGUCAAAUUCGGGCUUUACAAAAGCGGAUGUAUCGUCAUCGCAAUUGGUACCAUCCAAGGAAACAUCGACUCCAAUGGCCGAACAAAAGUUUCAGGUUGUUACUCCACAAAGUACUAUUAAACCUACGCUGAGGAGCGAAUUGCUCAAAAGUUUGGGCAAACCGAAGUUACCAGAGCUCGUCAAGCCUUCCGAGGAGAGCGACACAGACGAUAUAGAGAAACGCGAACUGAGGACUCCCGUAGCUGAAAUUCUCGAGAAUUCCGAGGAUUUGAUCAAUUUUAACACGCCUGUAAAUAACACAUCCAUAGUGGUCAUUGACAGUCCAGACGAAGAGAAUGUACCGGUUCGUAGCAAGAAAUCGCUGACGAAAGACAUUUCCAUCCAAAGGCUAACGCAGAACGACGAUUCCAUCGUGGUAUUGGAAUCUCCAAAUUCGAAAACCCCCAAGUCCAUGCUGAGGGCAAAACCGAAAACGCCAAGUACGAAUCUCAGGAAGACGAAUUUGAUAUCGGAGCUGGAAAAGGAGUCAUUCUCGAGUACACCGAUUGCCGAGUCUUCAGCUAUCUCUAAGCAAGUGCAAUUCGAGAGCCUUCGAAAAUCCAUGCGCGGUUCAUCAACAUCCACACCGGAUGGAUCACCUAAGAAGAUGUACCCCAAAACGCCGAGGCGUAAUGAAAACCAUUCAGAGUCGAAAGGAGUCGACGAAGUAUGUUCAUCGGAAUCUGAAGAAGACAACUUCAAAACACCAAACAAUAAUACCCCUGUCGUUUCGAAGUCGACAAUGAAACAGCGCAGAUCUACAGUUAAGAUGACCGAUGGAGAUACUACACCUAAAGCUGUUUCCCCGACCUCCGUACCGAAAUCACGCAGAUCCUUCAGAAACUUCGAUUCAAUGAUAUCGGAUAAGAGUAGUAACUCUUCCGCUCAUUCUAACGAAUCUUUAGAUAUGCAAGUUUCUACUGAAGCGAUCAGUAAUACAGAUUUACCAGAUUCUACCAGCAAUGAAUCUUUGAAAUACUUGAAUUCAGCUAAGUCUAUUGAGUAUUUGAAGGAAUCCGUUAGUGAACUUUCUAUGAAAGAUGAUUCCUUUAGUAUGAAUGUUAGUCCUGUUCCUAAUAUUCCCAAGAGGAGGGCCGUUACCGAACAGAAUGUUACCAAAAGGCGCGGACAGAAACGCCGUAGUUUAAAUUUGUCUUCCGAAUUGAAUCAGGAUGAAGUCUGCGACGAUUCUGCGAGCAGUGUAAACACAUCAUCUUUCAUCUACAUACCUGGAGAUAGUUCUAAACUUAGUUCAACAAAAGUAUCAUCUAGAAGAUCAAGCAAGGAAAAAGAAGAUUCUUUUGAUUUGGAUACAAAUUCCUCUAUGGAAAUUGGCGCCUUGAAUGUUUCGGAAAAUUCUCUUGAAGAAGCAACAAGUGAUAAAGAUGAGAAUGCGAAGCUUAGGACACCAAAGAAAUCGGAUGAUUCUAGUGAUCCCAAAGACGAGAAAUCACCAAAAGUACAAAAUGUGAGUAACGUGAGCGGUGUUCAAGGAAUAUUUGAAACACCGAAACCCGAAACAAUGCUUGAAGACGAAUCCAAAAAUAUAGUCAAAUUUGUUGAAACAUCUGAUGCAGAAGAAAAUAUUAAUCCAGAUAUGUUGCUGGUAGAGAAAAGUGAAAGCGUGAUUUGUGAAACUCCAAUACAAGAUCAUCGACGUUCUUCUAUUAGAAACUCGAAGAAAGUAGAAAUUGUAAUUCCUAAAUCGAUGAAAGAUGAGUCCCAGUUGGAUAUUUUUGAAGAUGUGUCUAAAUCAGAUUUGGUGGUUGAAGAGAAUAAACAUGAUAUUUGCACAACACCAGUGCCAGAACAUCAAGAAUGCCGAAGAUCUGUUAGAAGUAUGAAGAAGUCUGUAGAUUCGCCAUUGAAAAAAAGUAAGGAUUCUCCAAAACUCCUUGAAGUUUCUACACCUGUACCAGAAGAAUCAAAUAUUGAUGAUAUAUGUGUCACGCCAGAGUUGGAGGUUCGUCGGAAAUCUGUUAGAAGUUUGAGGAAAUCAAUUGCUGCAACGAAAACACCUCAAAGAAAAAGCGUAAUUGUGAAAGAUAUCGAUGAGGAAGAUGAUGAUAUAGACACGAAUGAAGUUAUUGAUUCUCCAACUGCAACGUCACCUCAAAAUAGAACGCAGAACGAAGAUCCAGUUGACGCUGAAGAUAUCGUACAUUUAAGUCCUGUCCAAGAAAUACCAGUUUGUCGACAGUCUCGCAGUUCUAAGAAAUCAAUUGAUAUUCCGACCACAAACUUAACGCCUCGCAGAAAGAGUAGAGCAGCGGAGGUGCUUGAAACUUCAAUAGCUAACGUAGUGGAAGAUUCAAAUGAAACCGACGAAUUGGUUGAGGAAGAUGUCGAUGAACAAUCUACUCCAGCUAUAAAAUUGACACCACAACGAAAACGUAAAGCAUUGGAAGAUACUACUGUUUUUAAAACAUCAGAACUACAUGAAACCGAAGGAAUUGUUGAUGUAGAUUCAACAUCUGCGCAAGAAAUACAAGUUCGUCGGCAAUCUGUUAGAACAGCGAAGAAAGUCGUUGGUUCACCAGCUACAAAGUUGACACCACAACGAAAACCUAAAGCAUUGGAAGAUACCACUGUUUUUAAAACAUCAGAACUACAUGAAACUGAAGGACAUGUUGAAGAAGGAGAUGGAGAUUCAACAUCUGUGCAGGAAAUACAAGUUCGUCGGCAAUCUGUUAGAACAGUGAAGAAAGACGUUGGUUCUCCAGCUAUAAAAUUGACACCACAACGAAAACGUAAAGCACUGGAAGAUACCACUGAACCAGAACUACAUGAAACGGAAGGAAUUGUUGAAGGAAAUGGAAAUUCAACACCUGUGCAAGAAAUACAAGUUCGUCGGCAAUCUGUUAGAACAGCGAAGAAAGACUUUGGUUCUCCAGCUACAAAAUCGACACCACAAAAAAGUAAAAUCAUGAAAGAUACAGCAAUUUUAAACACCCCCAUUCAAGAAACACGCAGAAAAUCUGCCAGAAGUGCUAUUAAAGUAAUUGUUUCUUCGAUUACCAAAUCGACGCCGCAGAGAAGUAGCAGGUUGAUGGAUGAGCCAAUGGUUGAUUCUCCUAAAGUGAAUACAGUUUCAGAAGUCGUUCAAGAUCUGAUUGCAUCACCUGUACUUAAGAAGAAUACGCCAGUGCAAGAUAUCCAGGUGCGUCGGUUAUCCGUUAGAAGUGGUAGAAAAUUGAUUGAUUCCCCGAGCACAAAGUUAACGCCUCAAAAAAGACGUACGUUGCUGAAGGAUAUACCUGAAGCUGAAUUGAUUAACAAGAAUGUGGAGGAUGUGAAAGAAAGUGCGCUAACUCCAAACAAAAACGGUUCUCCUAGUAAGGGAAAUAAAAUUAGUACACCAAAGAGUUCUGCCGAGGACCAAGAAUUGGAAGUACAUACUCCAGAGAAUUAUAAUGUGACCGGUAAUGAAGACGAAUUUUUAACGCCCGCUUUUCUGAUGACUACGAAGGAAAGAAGGCGUACCAUUAAAAGCGCGAAGAGAAAGUCGUUGGUGUCGCUAACAUUGAGUGCGAAGAAAAGUAAUAGCGGAAUGUUAAUUGAUUCGAAUGUUUCCUCGAAUGAAAACGAGAAUGAAAUAAGUCCGGAAAAUGAUCUAAUGAUUAUGAGUCCAAAGGUAGUAAAACAAUUAAUAAAAACGCCAAAACAUCAAACUUUAGACGAUCUGAGCAAUCCAUCAUUGGGUGUAGAGCAGUUGAUGGAUUCACCGAAGGAGCAGAAAGAUCGUGAAAACGAUCCGAGAAGUUCAAAAGCGCGUAAAGAACUAAACAGUCCUCUUGGAGUGAAGAAACUUCAAAGAGAACCCUUGAACGAUUUAAGUAACCCUGUUGGUGUUAAACACUUAAUGACUACGCCGAAAAUCCAGAAAGAACCAGAAAACGACUUGACAAGUCCACGUGGUAUCAAGAACUUGAUGAAAACACCGAAAGUGCAGAAAGGCCCUAACGAUGAUUUGAGCAAUCCACUUGGAGUAAAGCAAUUGAUGAAAACGCCGAAAGUGCAAAAUGAUCCUUUGAACGAUUUGAGUAGUCCCCGUGGAGUGAAGCAAUUAUUAGCAACACCAAAGGUACAGAACGAGCCUAACGAUGAUUUGAGCAAUCCCCUUGGAGUAAAGCAAUUAAUGAAAACUCCGAAACUGCAAAAUGAACCGUUGAACGAUUUGAGUAGUCCUCGAGGAGUGAAACAAUUAUUGGCAACACCAAAGGUACAGAAUGAGCCUAAAGAUGAUUUGAGAAAUCCUUUUGGAGUUAAACAAUUGAUGAAGACGCCGAAGCUGCAAAAUGAACCGUUGAACGAUUUAAGUAGUCCCCGCGGAGUGAAACAAUUAUUAAAGACUCCUAAAGCACAGAAAGAUCCUAAGAAUGAUUUGAGUAAUCCUCUUGGAGUUAAGCAAUUGAUGAAGACGCCGAAGCCACAAAAUGAACCUUUGAAUGAUUUGAGCAGCCCGCGAGGAGUGAAGCAAUUAUUGAGGACACCUAAAUCACAGAAUGAUCCUAAGGACGAUCUUACCAAUCCUUUCGGUGUUAAGCAGUUGAUGGCAAGUCCUCGAGUCCCACAGAAUGAACAUACUAAUGAUCUUACCAGUCCUCAUGGCGUGAAAGACUUGUUUGAUUUACAAGAAGAGCCAGAAAGUACUUCGGCGGAUGUAAGAGUACAAGAACUGUUCCACGUCUCCAGUACGACUGAUCUCAAUGUUUCCGGUGUGGAGUUGCUUGCUGAAGACGAUAUAUUUCCGAAACCAUUGCGUACUUACAGUAAGAGUUUAUCACCUCGAAAGAAUAUUAAAGAAGAUUCACUGAAUAUAAGCAGUUCUACAGAAAAAGAUGCGAUUUCUGCAACUACAACCCCAGAUGCAUCUAUAAGAAAACGUAAAACAAUUACCGAUGAAUCUGAAACGGAAGAUGUAGAUGUUACUGAAGUAAAUAAGUCUGUUAAACGUGCAAAAUCUUCAAGUUACAAAAACGAAGAAAAUGAACCAACGUCAUCGAAUAGCGAAGGCGACGAGUCAUUGAAAAUCGAAUUAUCUUCUCAUAAUAAAUCUGUGGAUUCAGUCAAAUCAGGACCAUCUCGACUGAGUUAUAAAAACGAAGAGACUGAACUAACGUCAUCGAUGAAGUCGGAAGAUAGUAAUGUUGAUAAUGAUGUAUCAGCUAAGAUGUCGAUAAAAUCUUCCUCGAAAAAAGGAAAACCAAAAGACAAAACUUCUACACCAACCACACAGUCUAGUCCGGAGUUUGAAAUUCCGAUGACGCCGAUUCACCAAGAAAAAACUCCAAGAAGAGGCAGACCCAAAAAGAAGGUCAAAGAGUUUUCUACGGUCGAAGAACCAAAUGUGUGUACUGCCACAAAAAGUAGUUCAAUUAUAGAAGAUCAGUCGAAAGAAAUAAAUGCGAGCGAGGUUGAUUCAAAAUUGACACAAAGUGAAGAUGUUAUUGAGGUUUGCGAUGUUAUUGAAAUAGUCGAUUCACCUAAACUGGUGAGAGCAACGCGAAGAGGGAGAAAAGCUGCUGAGGUUAUUAUACCUGUGAAAUCAACGCGUAGAGGUAAAAAAGCCGUUGAAGCUGAGGGCGACGUCAAUGAUAAGGAUGUGACUGUAUCAGAUACACCUGCGAAAUCAGUUAGCAGAGGUAGAAAGGCUAAAGAACCUGAGGUUGAUAAGGAUGCUUCAGUUGUAUCGUCGAUUGAUGAACCUGUGAAGAAUACACGCAGGGGAAGGCCAAAGAAACAAGAUUUGGAAGAAAUUGAUGCCAAAACAUUGGAAUCUUCCCAAGAAGCCGCCAGUCCGGUAAAGACAACUCGCAGAGGUAAAAAAGCAACGGAAGAUAAAACUACUACAUCAUUAGAAUCUGCCAUCGAAGCCAAUCCAGUAAAAACAACUCGCAGAGGUAAGAAAGUUGUUGAGGAGCAAACUGCUGAAGAUGAAGCGAAACCUGUAGAAGCCAAACAAGUAGUGACAAAUCGUAGAGGUAGGAAAGCAGUUGAAGUGAUUGAAUUGCUAGAUGAUGAUGAAAGCGAAUCAUUGGAAACUUCUGCUGAUACUAAUAAGCAAGUGAGAACUACUCGCAGAGGUAAGAAGACUGUGGAUGAGCAAUCGGUGGAAGACGAUGAAACUAAAACCAUUGAUCCCAAGCCAGUAAAAGCAACCCGUAGAGGCAGGAAAGCGGUUGAAGAUGUUAAUGCUAAACCAGAAAAAAUAACUCGCAGAGGUAAGAAAGUUGAUGAAGUGGUGGAAUUGAUCGAAGAUGAUGAAACUGAUUCAUUGGAUACCAGUAAGGAAGUGAAGACUACUCGCAGAGGUAAAAAGACAGUCGAAGAGCAAUCGACGGAAGAAGCUGAAACGAAAGGUAAUGAUGUUAAAUCAGUGAAAACCACUCGUCGUGGUAAGAAAGCAGUUGAAGAUGUGGCCGAAGAUGAUGACACGAAUUCAGUAGAUCUGAAACCACCUACCCGGAGAGGUAGAAAAGCGGCUGAAGCGAAACCUGUAGAAAAGGUCGCAAGAGGUCGCCGAAAGCAAGCAACCGAGAAUACUGAUCUCGAGGAAACUGAAGAUUUUGAAAAGGAAGAUGAAAAGCCUAAGAGGGCACUUCGCGGCAGUAGGAAGGCUAAAACCGACGACCAGGAGGAUGAAGCUGAAAAACCGAAACGCGCUGUUGGUAAGAAGGCGGUUCAUUUUAAAGAUAAUAAAAAUUAUGAAGAAAGCGAUGAUGAAGAAGAAGAACUGUUAAUCAGUACAACAAAGGGAAAGAAGAGAACAGCUAAAGAAGUUAUCGAGUCUCAACCCGCUAAGAAACCCGCUAGAGGCAAAGGACGUAAGAAAGCUGAAGAAGUUGAGGAGGAAGAAGUGGAAGUAGAGUCUGUGAAAGCAAGUAGCGACGAUGAAGAACAGGUUACCAGUACAAAAGGAAGAAAGAGAACGGCUAAAGUUGUUGCGGAUCCUCAACCAGCUAAGAAGCCGAAGGGCAGGGGACGUAAGAAGCUAGAAGUUGAUGAUGAGGAAGAGGAAGUCGAGCCUGUUAAAGCGAAACGCGGAAAGAAAAUCGAAGAAGUGGAGGAGGUGCCCGUUGCGACAAAGAAGGCAACAAGAAAACGUAUUUUCUCAUCGGAAGAUCUGAACGUAUUAUCCGAAGCAGCGGAAACAAAAGGCAAGAAAACUGAGGAAACGGAAACGGUACGAAAAUCUGCGAGAACACGGAAAUAGGAUUUUUAGUUUAUAUACAUAUUUCUUUUAUUGUUAUUUAUUUUGUUUGUAUAUUUUUAAGUUUU